UCCCCGAUCAUCACGCUCAGCGCAGGGCCGGUCGAUGCGUACCCCGUGGUCCUGCGCGCACUCUCGCGGCCCGUCACCUACGACUUCGAUCCCUCCUUCCAGAAAUUCUACGAAUCGACCGUCCUCAAGACCGCCGAGUCGCUGGGCACGGCGCGGCCGCCGGUGAUCCUGCAGGGCGAGCCGGUGUUGGGCCUCGAAGCCGCGGCUGCCGCCCUGAUCGGCGCCGACGACGUGGUCCUGAACCUUGCGUCCGGCGAAUACGGCAAGGGCUUCGGCUUCUGGGCGGCGCGCCAUUGCCGGGAACUGGUCGAGAUCGAGGUGCCCUACGACGACGCCAUCGAUCCCGAGGCCGUCAGCGACAUGCUGAAGGCCCGGCCGGACAUCCGCAUUCUCUCCGUCUGCCACCACGAUACGCCGUCGGGGACGGUAAACCCGGUGCGCGAGAUCGGCGCGAUCUGCCGCGCGCACGACGUGCUGACCAUCGUGGACGCGGUCUCCUCCUUCGGCGGCAUGGACGUUCAUCCGGAGGAUGUGAAUGCUGACAUAUUCGUGACCAGCCCCAGCAAGUGCCUGGGCGGGAGCACGGGUCUUUGCAUCGUCCACGUCAGCGAGCGCGCCUGGGCGAAAAUCGACGCCAACCCCGCCGCGCCCACGGGCUCCGUGCUCAGCCUCAAGGACUGGCGGGACGCCUGGCGUCCGGACGUCCUGUUCCCGUUCACGCCGUCGGUCUCCGAGAUCCAUGCGCUGGACGCUGCCGUGCAGAACUACCUCGACGAGGGGCCGGAGGCGGUGUGGGCGCGUCACGCGCUGACGGCGCGCGCCUGCCGCGCCGGAGUCCGCGCCAUGGGGCUCGACCUAUGGCCCGUGCGCGAAUCCAUCUGCGCCGAUACCGCGACCACGGUGCGGGUGCCGGCGGGCCUCGAGGAUGCGGCGAUCCGGCAGGAGGCGCGCCGGCGCUACGGCGUGGUCUUCUCCGCCGGCCGGGGCUCGCUGCUCGGCAAGCUCGUGCGAAUCGGCCACAUGGGGCCGGUUGCGCGGCCGAUUUAUGCGGUCGUUGCGGUCACCGCGCUCGGCGGCGCCAUUGCGGCGCUGGGCGGGCGGGCCGACGUGGGGGCGGGUGUCGAGGCGGUGCUUGCGGCGAUCGACGGCGCCGAGUAA
Messenger RNA from Geodia barretti, 1158 nucleotides. Lineage: Eukaryota; Metazoa; Porifera; Demospongiae; Tetractinellida; Geodiidae. The record is from the annotation of a GenBank genome assembly.